CACCAGCAGCUCUCAUUACGUUCCAUGCAGGGUUAUGGAUGCUCACACCCUCCCCUGUGUGAUUUGGUCAAAGUUGCUUGGCUCCUGGCAGGGUUGGGAGAUGAAUGCAGACCUUGUUGCUUCCAAACUCCUCCUCCUCCUCUACUCGAGCACACUUUGCCUGGUCGUUGCUCCCUGUGGCCUAUCUACUAGGUUCCAAAUGCUUCCCACUGUACAGUGAUUUAUCACGCCGCUUAUCUGUGUAAUUUUCCUAAAAGAAACUUUGUGUCUGGUUUGUAUGGUUCCCAAUUCCUCAUAAGGCCUUUUUCCUCAGGGAUGUAGGUGAAAGCAAGACUUUCUUGUUCCUCAAAUGCUUUGCAUGUUUUAUUUUAUUGUUGUUUUUUUCCCGUUUUUUUCAACGUGUGCUCUGAAGCUGAAGCCAGUGUGGGGAGGUGUAUGUGUGCCUUGGUUGAUUCUUGCUCUCUUCAUCUAUUCGUGACCCCACUUGCAAGUAAGCAUGCUUUCCAUUGCCCCUGUAGCUAGCAAAAGGAGUCUCUGUGACAAGCAAAAGGGCUCAGACGAAGAACAGAUGCUUUAUGUAAGUCUAUAUAAGCUGCAAAGAGCUAUUUCUGAAGCAAUGCAGCUGGCAGAUUUCUCAGCUGGACUGUUCCUGUGGCUCUGUGGCUAGCUAUCAGUUUUGUUGUUCUUUGCUGUAUUUAAGAAAUUUUAUUUGUUGCUCUGGGACUAAAACAAAAAUAAAAUUGGGGGAAAAAAAAAAGGACAUUUUAAAAGAAAACUGUUCCACUUUGCAACCUCACAUCUACUUCAGCAGCAUGAAUAAAAGUGGGGCCAGAGAGGACCAGGCAAAGCCUCAGAAAGGCAUGACUGCAGCUGCCUCAUGGCUGGCACCUAACUGUUAUUAAAUCUGAGUGCAAAGAGUUUUUUCUUCACUUUCUCUUUUGACAUAAUCUUUUUUUCAGUUCAGAUUCGUGAGAUGUGGAGUGCUACAGUAUUUCCGGACUGUGAAGAUGGUUGUCAAGUGUUGUUAAACACAGGGAGUCCUUAGAGGAAGAGAGUCGGACGUAGCUAGAAAGUGUCUGUGUGAUUUGUUGCACUCUUUUCUGAGAAUGCUUGGAAAACUUACGCUUUCUGGGCAAAGAGAACUUCAUCUCUGGAAUGGCUUUCUCCCCCCUGCUGCCUUCCAAAAGGAUUUGCUGUGCAGUUAACUCUUCUGAUUGCUCAGCAUUUGCAAUUUCAGCUCAUUUAGACUUGUAAUAACAACACACUGCAUCCGAAUAAUAUUUGCUACACAGUACUCUGAUAGUACUAUUUGGGAGUAAUUCUGGGCUAGUCUAGUCCAGACUAGGGUCAACAGUACAGAGAAACAAGGGAUCAACAGAAACGAAAGAAUUGUUGGUAGAGGGGAGAUGUGCAGAAUCCCUUAACAUACCCUGGGCAUCCUGCCAUAAAAUGUCAAUGUUUCUGACACCAAUAAUAUACAAAAUAAAAGGGGGAUACCAAGCGUGGUGUGUGUGUGAGUGUGAGGGCGGGGACCUCUUGCAUUAAAAAAUUACUAUGAGGGGCAUCUGAGAGCUGACAUGUUUUGUAAAUCCCUGCUGUGACUUCACUUGGGUCAAUCUGUUUGCACAUUUCAACGUGAUGUGGCAUGUCCACAUAGCAAGCACCAAAUGACAAGGUGGACAGUGCAAACAUAGACCCUAGUGGCUUUUCCAAACAGAUCCUGUUUUUCUAGGUGUACUAAAGGUGUUGAUGGACAGAAAUGGAGACUCUGCUAAAACUUACUUUUCAGUAGCAUAAAUUGAGCUUUUAAUAGGUCUUUGCAUCUGCAAUUUUAUUAAAAUGUCAUUGGUGUACGUCUUGAAACCUCAGUUAGGAAAUCCACAAUAGAGUCACUUUGUCUCAGCAAACACAGACAUGCAGAUCUGGAGAAUCAGAAGAAGAAGAGAGCAGCUUUUACCUGGUAUCUCCAGUCCUCCUCCUUCCUUCACCUUAAAGCUGGGAACAAUGAGAUUGCUCCUGUAUCUACUCUUCCUAAUGAUGGUCAAGUCCUUGGGGAGCUUUAAUGUUGACACUGGCAAGACGUGGAUCACACCACACACAGCCUCUUUGUUGUGGCCCACGGUUCUUCAGCACUCGGAUGGGAACACAACCAUGAUUUUGGCUACUUCCUCAGUAGACAAGGGGCUGGGCAGGCUGAGGAAGUGCACUGUUUUGCAGGAGGAGAUCCAGUGCCAGGAGAUACCUCUGCGAGGAAAGAUUAAAGGCUCCAAAAGUGUCCAGGAUGGUGGCAUUGCUAUUGACAGGAAUUCAGAUUGGAUCCUGGCUUGCCUGCAGAAGAAGCACCGCCGAGCCUUCACCACUACUGAGGACAUGAAUGGAGUCUGUACUCUGCUCACCACUGACUUGCGCAGCACGGCUUUCCUCAACCUCACCAAGAUUGUUGAGACCAAAUUAAACAGCAUUCAAAAUAAAAACGGCAAAGAUGAGAUUACUGACACCAGCAGCUCGGUCAGCACAGACAACACCAGGAGUGCUUGUGGUGAGCUCUUUGGCAGCACAGGGAACAACCACAUGUGCAAAGAGCUGGGAACAGAGAUUGCUGUCAUUCUGGGUGGAUCAGAGAACACCAAGCCAGAUGAUUUCCAAAAUGCCAAGACGUCUAUCCUCAAUAUGAUGAAGUCAAUGUGGCAGAAAUGCUCAAAGAUCAGGUUUGCUGUGGUGCAGUAUGGAACACAGAUCCAAACUGAACUGAGCCUGCAAGAAAGCUGCAACAGACUAGCUGCUUUCUUCAAAGUCCAAAACAUCAAGCAGCAGAGCCCACGGACUGACAUCGCAGCCACACUGCAGCAUGUGUUGGAUAAAGUCUUUGACAGCCAUGACUCCAGCCGGACUGAUGACAAGAUAAUCAUUGUCAUGGCAUCUGGGCAGGUGUUUCUGGAAAACCAUAGAUUGAGAAAUGUGAUGAACUCCCUGGAAAUGGCUAUGGUCAAACUCUAUGCUCCUGGGAUUGGAGAGUUCAUAAGCAACCAGUGGGUCCCAGAAGAGCUGCAGAAAGUUAGAAGUGACUGGUUCGUGCUGUCCACAUAUGAAGAUUUUGACAGUUUCCUUUCGGAUUUGGAGAGAGAGACUCUGAGUGAUUCAGCUGAAAAUAUUCCAACUGAAGCACCAGAGCACAGAAAUACUAAUGACAGUGGUGACAGCAAGCUCCCUUCCUGGAUAGAGGAGGACAAAGAGGAGGAGGAGGAAAAUGGCUUGCCUUCUGGAACAGAGAUUGCUUUUAUUCUGGAUGGAUCAGGGAGCAUUGAGCCAGAGGAUUUUGAAAGAGCAAAAGCAUUCAUCCACAAGAUGAUGAAAACACUGUAUGAGAAGUGCUUUGAGUGUGACUUUGCAGUGGUACAGUAUGGGUUUGAAAUCAGAACUGAGUUUGACCUGCGAGAAAACUGGGAUCCUCGUGCCACCCUCCAGAAAGUACUUGAUAUUGUGCAGGUGUGCAGUGUGACAAAAACAGCAUCUGCCAUGCAGCAUGUCCUGGAUUCUAUCUUCACUGAAAGUCAUGGGUCCCGCAAGGAUGCAGCCAAGGUCAUGAUCGUGCUUACAGAUGGGGAAAUACUCUUGGAUGAAAUGAACUUGACAACAGUGAUAAAUUCACCCAAAAUGGCAGGAAUCAAGCGCUAUGCCAUUGGGGUGGGAGAUGCCUUCAAAAAAUCAAAGGCCCUAAAUGAAUUGCAGCUAAUUGCAUCUGGUCCAGAUGACACUAAUGUAUUUCAGGUGACCAAUUAUUCAGCAUUAGAUGGGCUGCUUUCAACCUUACAGCAGAAUAUUAUUGGUAUAGAAGGUAUACAGGGUGAUGCUCUGGAAUAUGAGCUUGCACAAGCUGGUUUCAAUGUGCAGAUCUUGGAUAAGCAAGUCUUAAUGUUUGGUGCAGUGGGGGCCUUUGACUGGUCUGGUGGAAUUCUGCUGUAUGAUCUGGCAACCAAGACUGCUGUUUUCCUGAAUGAAUCUAAAGAAGAAGCCAAAAAAGCAAAAUACAGUUACCUAGGGUACAGUGUGGCAGUGGUACACACAGAAUAUGGACCCUUGUACGUGGCUGGAGCUCCACGACACAGCAUGAGAGGGAAGGUGUUGGUGUUUCAGGACAACCGCUUAAAACAAACCCUGCAAGGAGAACAGGUUGGAUCUUAUUUUGGAUCUGAGCUCUGCCCACUUGAUGUGAACCAUGACGGGGUGACAGAUCUUCUCCUUGUUGGAGCUCCAUUUUAUCACAUUCGAGGGGAAGAAGGAAGGGUUUACGUCUAUCGCCUGGAGACAGAGAGUGGUUCAUUCACCUUGAAAGGACACUUAAACGUGCAGGGGACCUCUCCUUUUGCAAGGUUUGGGUUUACUGUGGCCAGCAUUGGAGACAUCAAUGGGGAUGGAUAUGAGGAUAUUGCAGUUGGAGCCCCUCUUGAAGAUCAGCUUUCAAACAGUUCCGCUUUUGGCAGCAUUUACAUCUUUAACGGUGAUAAAGACAAGAUCAAGAGCUCUUUUUCUCAAAGAGUAAAAGCCUCUGAAAUUUCUUCAGGACUCCAGUAUUUUGGACAAUCCAUUGAUGGUGGCUUUGAUUUCACUAAUGAUGGUCUCCCAGAUAUUACAGUAGGAUCACUGGAGAACGUGAUUGUGCUCCGCUCAAGACCAGUUGUCCACUUUCUCACCAGCAUGAGAUUCAACCCUGAGAGAAUCCUAAUUUUACAAAAUAACAGCAUUGUUACAGCAAAACUAUGUUUCGAUACAAUCUCAGCUUUACCAGUGUCUCAACAAGUGUUUUCACAGUUAUACAUUCUCUACACGGUGGACUUAGAUGUGAAAAUGGCAAAGAGGAGAGUACAGUUUGAAGAUCAGAACACCACAACAAGUGGAAAGCUGUUGGUCAGCAAGCACAUGUGCUCUGAGCUGCAGCUUUACACACUGCCAUGUGACUUUGACUGCUUUUCCAGUGUUUUUCUGAGAGUUAAACACGAGCUCUAUAAGAAAAAUGAUAACAUAGAAUUUGCUGUUCCUGUGCUGGAUAGAUACCAGCCAUCAGAAAUGCAUUUUCAGUUGCCUUACAAGAAGGACUGCAACAAGACCAUCUGUACUGCUCAUUUAACUUUGACAACUCAGAUUCAAAAGGAAUUAGUGGUGGGCCACACUAAAGAAGUGACCAUGAAUGUUUCAUUAACGAACAGUGGAGAUGACUCGUACAUGACAGCUAUGGUCUUGAACUAUCCCAAAAACCUACAUUUUAAGAAGGUGACUGUUGAGCCAUCCUCUCCUGCUAUUCACUGUAGCCAACCAAUACCAUUAACUUCUGUAGUCUUAUCCUGUAACUGCAGAAUUGGGCAUCCAGUAUUCAAGACAACAACUGCAAAAUUUUCAGUGAUUUGGCAAUUAGAUGAAAGCCUGUUCCAAAAUAACUCUGCAAUCACCAUUAAUAUCACCAACAUAAAUGAAAAUAGCACCAUUCUGACUGAAGAACAUGUCCUUGAUGUCAGAUAUGCAUUCACUGCAGUCCUUACCAAACCAGUUUCUUUAAUGUACGUGAAUGUUAGCAAAGGACUUCUUGAAAACAAAGAAUUCAGAUUUAAUAUAAACGGAGAAAAUCGCUUUAAUGCUACCAUCAAGUUACAGAUUUGGGUUCCUAUCAGUAUACAAGGUCACAACAUAAUAACGGUCAAAAAUGCAUCAGGAACACAGGAGGCGACCGAGUGCGAGGUCAGCGAUGAAGCGGUGCCGGAUCUCCGGGAGUAUUCCGGCGGCACAGAAUUAGAGGGCGUUCGGGACGUGCGGUAUCAGUACGUGGGCUGCUCUGUCCACACCGACGGGGACAACAUCACCGUGACCGCAGAACUGUCUUUGAACAACUCGCACCAGUUCUUAAAAAGCAGAACUGUUCUGCUGGUCCAUGGAAAAAUCACCUUCAACAGAGAGCUAUAUCUGGGGCUGAAAGAAGAGAAUCAUAAUGCUGAGAUUACUCUUGUCCUCCUGAAAGACGAAGUGUUUCAUCCCUUGCCUGUUAUCAUAGGAAGCUGUGUUGGUGGACUUCUUUUGCUGGCGUUCAUUAUUCUGCUCCUCUGGAAGUGUGGCUUUUUCAAAAGAAACUAUAAAACUAUGAUGGAGCAAGAAGAUACCUCCUGAAGACCGAGCUGGCUGAAGCAGAAAGCUCUGUAUUCUUUCACCGUCUUUUUGGAAAAAAGAGAGAGUCUCUCUUUGCCAGAGUCAAAGUCUGGCUAAGAUGCAAAAUAAUUUCUAUUCCCUGGUAGAGUUAUGGCACUCCAGAUCUUGGGACUCUCCCAGACUGCUGUUUUGACCAUAAGGGCCCAGCUCUUUUGGGCAAUCCAGUUGCCUGCUUGUUUAAUUCCAACUGACUGUUUAUCAUAGAGGGACUGCCUGGUAUUGAUAAACUGGACUCCUCAUGAGAAAUUUUGCUUUAAUGUAGAUAUGCUAGGAAAAAUUCAUCUUGGAGCCUGUUAGAUUUAUGUAUCAGAUUGCAGUCUUAGUUGCUGGGAUGCUGAGUGGUUCUUAAAUUGAUUUUAGUACUGAGUAGCUUCAGAAUAGAUUGAAAUAGAAAUGGAUUAGGGGAAGCUUCCCAUCCUGCUAUUGCUAAUGAAAAUGGAGAGACAAGCAUUUUGCAUAUACAUUUAUAUACAUAUAUAUGUGUGUGUAUAUAUAUACACAAAUUUGUGCAUUUUAAUACAGUAAAGUAUGUCCCUUGAUGUCUCUGGUUCUUGGAAUCAGAAGCGUGUGUAUGUGGCAAUUAGUUUUUUGUACCUCGCAAUCUUAUUUCUGAUUUUCCAUUUUCAGUUGCUUUCAAAUGCUGAUUUGGUCACAAAUAAAAACUUGUAUCAUGGACCUCAUUGCCAGUUCAGACAGACUCCUCCUAUGUCAGGAGAUAUUUCCCCAAGUUAGUGUGGUUCAUCACACCUGAAUCGAGGGCACAGCCGAGCAGUGAGCUGCAGUGUUGACCACAGCAGUGUUGCCAUCCUCCCUGGUGCAUGUGUGACAGAAAUUAGUGUGAAUCAUGAGCAAUCUCACUUUAUCAGCUGCAGAUUAUCAGUAAUUGCAGUUUACAGGGUUUGGGGAAAGAAGUGCCUAGCUGAGCCCAGUGGCUGGCUUUAGCCAGUGCCAGGUGUUUUCUUUCCUGAGCCAUGAAAUGAUCUCGGGUCCCCUCAGGUGUUUGCUGUUUCCAAAGGAGAACAAGUACAGAUACUUGGUGCUCUUCCUCUCUUUGGCUUUGUCCCUAAUUGUGUAGUUGUUUUAUUUCUGUUGUGUUUGGCUAACUGUAAACCCCACAAAUCUAAUGUGUGUUUACACCCAGCAGUAGAUUAAACAAAGAUUUUUCAUUCAGACCCUUGGAAGGCAAAACAGUUCCUGUCUCCUUCGGCUUAACCAAUACUGCCUGAUGGAAAACUAAAGUUAACAAGCAAACUGUGGCCUUCAUUGAAGUUUUCUUGUAAAAUUCCAGUCUGGUACCCAGGUAGUGCUAUUAAUACAUGUCUUCAAAGCUAUUGCAGGGAUCGGCUUCCUGACGGGAUGGGCAUCCUGCAGGCUGUAGAAGCCUGGGUAUGUCCUAGCUCUAAAUUUGGCUGCCAAACAGGCAGCAGUUAAAGGUGCUAAGCACACUGGCCUGCCUGCUUAGGACAAAAGUAAGAGGUACCACAGCAAGAUACUGUUUGAGUAAUAAUAGGGUCCUCGUGUGACUUCCAGCAGUACAAGAGAGAGGUGCAGAGAUCUCACAGUGGCAUCCAGCUCAAUCAGCAGCUGCAGUCAUUCUUCUGGCUUGGAUUUCUUUCUCUCUCUCCCUCCACCCCCCAGCUGGUUGUAGAGUUCCUUGGAGCUGCAUACAGAGAGUGAGUCACUCCAAAUCUGCUUACAAGUGCCAGGGAUUGAGGAAAUGAGACUUCCUAGGUGAGAGCUCAGAAAGGAAAUGUGUGUCUGAACCAAAGAACCACCUGUGUCAGGUUUUUUGUCAUAACAGGUCUGUACUAUUUGGAAAGAAAUGUGCUUUGCCUGGUCUGAAUAGCUUUAUUGUCACCCCCCUUUGUGUAAAUCCUCUUUUUUGUAGUGUUUUAAAUUGAAUCUUCUUUGAAAAUAAAUUCUUGCAAGAGAA
This is a messenger RNA of Harpia harpyja (harpy eagle), 8125 nucleotides long. RefSeq names its product integrin subunit alpha E (gene ITGAE). Bases 1915 to 6153 code for a protein of 1412 amino acids. The transcript has 36 exons. NCBI's taxonomy places the organism in Eukaryota, Metazoa, Chordata, Aves, Accipitriformes, Accipitridae. Gene Ontology annotation, biological process: cell-matrix adhesion; cell-cell adhesion; cell adhesion mediated by integrin. Gene Ontology annotation, molecular function: integrin binding. The record is from RefSeq and is a predicted model, not a curated record. Gene Ontology annotation, cellular component: external side of plasma membrane; integrin complex.